This is a messenger RNA of Prorocentrum cordatum, 286 nucleotides long. The record is from the annotation of a GenBank genome assembly. Lineage: Eukaryota; Dinophyceae; Prorocentrales; Prorocentraceae.
GAACUCUGCAGACUGGAGAUCAUAUCCGCACCUGGGGGGCGCUGCCAAGUGGAGGGAGCUUCCGGUGAGGCCCAACGUGCAGAAGGUCUCGGACUAUCUGGAUCAGCGGAACAUCAGCUGCACGUGUCCGAUACCUGGCUGCAAUAUGCAGGGUGCGUACUACGACCACAUCACCAGCACGAACGGUUCCCACUUCAAGAACCUGUGGCAGGAUACGGUUUUUUCAAAGAGGAGCAGCAACGGUUCCACUCCCUGCAAGGAGAAGGCGUGGGAGCAGGUGAACAUG